AUGUAUUUUAGCUAUGAUACACCUCAUAGAACAUACUGGGCCACUCCAGGGACAUACAAAGCUCCAGAGACUAUGUGUAUAAUGUUUCUGCAAUAUAUGGGUGAUAUGAGGAGAACUGUGUUCUGGGAGAACUACAAGCUCAAGCUGCCAGACCUUGGGCUAAGUGCUGUGGAAGCAAAGUACAUGAUGGAGAUGUGUGGGAAAGACAUUGUAACCCUAGCACAGUCUCGGGUGGCCAGACAUGCUGAUGCUAUGAGCUCACGCACACAUUUCAUGAUUGAGACCCUGAACAACCUCAAGAAUAACAAGAUCAAGAAGACUGCCGCAACACAGCAUCAGGGGGGCGAUGCUGUGGAGUGGAUGAAGAAGUUCCUAUCAAGUCUGGGGAAAAAGAAGCACGACUCACCUAUCUACUGCUAUGGUACGCUGUCUUCCCUGCGUUUUUCUCCCUCUAUGUCUCUAGAGAGCAAAGAUCCCAUUGGGCUUUGGAUUGGCCAUCUCCCAUGGGACUCGAUAUUCUCGGUGAUACUAGCUAUAAUAAUUAUCAUCAUCUUCGCAAUUACCAUGAAUCAAUUCAAUGGCCUUGGUUUCUUUUGGGUCAUCCUUGUUUUGUAUGGCAUUGUUGCAGUGGCAGGAUACCAGAUUGUCAUGGAUAUUUCCAGUACCAUCAUCACGAUCAUCUCAAUUGAACCCACACCUCGAAGCUGGCCUGAGCAAAAUCUAUCUGAAGUUUUGCUGGUGUGGUCUUUGAAGAAUGUCAGCUGGAGCAUCGUGGCUGUAGAGACAUAUACUCUAUGGUACUUUAAACACAUGGCACGGGGCAUAACAAAGAAAAUUGCCGCAGCGGUAAAUAAACCAGGACGGAAGGCAACUACCACCUUGGCCUCAGCUCUUCAGGAACAGCAUGAAGAAGCACAACAAACACUGCUGAAGGCAAAAGGGACUCAAUCACAUCACGCAUUCAACAUCAUCCCCAACAAAAACUCUGCGUCAGUGCUCGAGCUGUUCCUUGUCCAGAAGGGGUUAACGGAGGGAUGGAGUUUGAGCACAACUUGGGGCAUCUUCUCAGGAUUCAAAGAUAUGUGGAAGAAUGCGUGCAUCUUGUCUAUGUCUGGUUGUGCAUUUGAGGCUUUGGGACUCAACAUAAUUAUGUGCUACAGCAAGGGUGAGACUUACUGUGGUCCCUAUCACUGCGACAAGGGCACUGGGGUGGUCGCAGGAAACCCGGCCUUGUCAGCGGCUGCACAGGAUAUGAUGGAAGUCCUCAAGAACAAUGAGGGUGCUGAAGGUGGAAGCAGAAAUCAUGCAUCAGCCAUGACCAUCAAGGACAUGCGGAAACUCAUGGCCUGGUCCUACAGCCAGUAUCCGGACGAAGUUGUCAGCCACAUUUGCCAGUCUGUUGAAGGCAGGUCAACCCUUGACGUGGCUGACAUGAUUCUGGCCCAGCAGCAUCUCAUGGUGCGCGCAUUCUCAACAAUAGGCAUCAUGAUCUGGACACGGAAUUUUGAACUGACAAAGAUCAAGCGGAAAGACAUCAUUUGGAACUGCCAGGGACGCCCGCCCUAUGGCAUCCCCUUUGACCUGUGGAAGGGGGAAAUCGAUGGCGCACUUGAAGGUCACGAGUAUGAGGUCUAUGCUCAGCUGAAGACUCCCGAAAUCUGUAUGUUCAUGCACCUGCGAGCUUGGAUGAGUUUCCUGGAGGAGGUACUUCUCCAAUGGCCCUUGCAACCCGAAGAAUAUGUCUUUCCACGCAUUGGCACAAAUGGUGUUGUCUACCCUUCUGACGAGCUGUCCUAUGAUGCUGUCAUGAAGACACUGACUUGGAUUUGCACUGAGGCAGGGCUGACGGCCAGGUACACCAGCCACUGCUUCCGCCGAGGUGGUGUGAGGUAUUGGUUUAUGUUUGCACCCCUUGGAGAGUGCUGGUUGCUUGCUAUGAUACAUUGGUGGGGUGCGUGGGCUGAAGGCGAAAGUCUUACCCAAUAUGAGAAAAAUCACUGGGAUGCACUGUGCCCAAUUCCUCGGGAAGGUGACAAGAGCUUCAAUGGCGAUCACAUUUUGACAGCACCCAUUACUGCAGCGGAAACUCGGGAACUCAAGAUGUCAUUCGAUCGUGAGCUGAACCAUCUGUCUGGCAAAGUUGAGGAAGUCCUAGACAAACUAACCCUUGCUCCAGCCUCUUCCCCUUAUUCCUCGCCAUUGACAGCACCCUCACAACUUCUGAUCUUGGUCUCUUCCACCCAGUCUCUACAACCAACCCCGUGCCAUCAGGCCAUCCAUUCACCCUCUCCGCAGAGUACCACUGCUCCUUCUAUGAUACCCGUCCCAGUUCCCAUGGACUCGACUUCUUCUCCCUCACCUCCUGUCAUUCCUACAACACAGGCACUUCCCUCCAACAGCCGCCAGCACGGCACCACAACAAAAAAGGUAGCUCCCAUACCCAGUGUCGGGAUCCCGGACCUCCCACGUGAACCAGAGGCAUGGCGCACUGCUGUGAAGCAGUGGGAAGACCCUGCUGCAUCUAUCGGCGGUAAGGCACUGAAGGAUUGGCCGGAGGAGUGGUAUACCAGACCUAUGUGCACGAUCACUGGCGUGAAGUGGAACAUCUGGAAGGUGAUCGCUAUGGAAUUCUAUUGGCUGCAGCAGGAUGAGGCAACAUUUGUGGAAGCAUACCCUGAGGCAACCUGCGGUGUCAAGCCACUUUUUGAUGCAAUCCAACGCCAACGCGAGGGACAGGGUGAAAUCACUGGACGAGCAAGCAAGAACAGCCGCCCAGAAGUCCAAGUAUCCUCCCACUGA
Molecule: messenger RNA, 2799 nt
Organism: Suillus paluster
Lineage: Eukaryota; Fungi; Basidiomycota; Agaricomycetes; Boletales; Suillaceae
Exons: 21
Coding region: 1-2799 (932 amino acids)
Biological process (GO): DNA recombination; DNA integration
Molecular function (GO): DNA binding
Source: RefSeq, a predicted model, not a curated record